Molecule: messenger RNA, 2726 nt
Organism: Manis javanica (Malayan pangolin)
Lineage: Eukaryota; Metazoa; Chordata; Mammalia; Pholidota; Manidae
Source: RefSeq, a predicted model, not a curated record
AUGCCUCAGGCUCUAACUCCAGCCCCGGGCGCGGCCAGCCCUCGCUUCCCCAGGGUAGGACUCAGCUCAGGUCCACGCAACCAGCCGAGUGAGGCCGCAUCGGGCCGUCUCGGCCCGCCCGUCCGCAGCAGCCCCUGGACCCCCGCCAGCGGGGAUGGGCGUGGGCCCCGGCGGCCACCGCCCCGACAACUCCGGCUCGGGAGGAGGCACUGUGCCCCACCCGCUACGCCAGCCCCGGACUUACCUGUAGGGGAAAGCGGGGUUCCUGGACAGCGGCCACGAGCCCGAGGGCGGGCGCCGAGGCGGCCGGAACCCGUCCCAGGGACCCAAAGUAUCCGCGGUGAGGCAGGGCGUGGAGAGACGCCGGCGGACUGCCGCGGGUCAGCACGGCCCGUCGCGGGGGUCGCUGGGACCUGGCUCUCCCUUAGCACCGAAGGAUUAUAUAACUGGAGAAUUACACUGCCCCCAGAAUCUUGCCACGUCUGUCACCAAUCCAUGGAACUUCUUAAACUCUCCAAUUCUAAGCCUAAAGUUAGGGGCCAACUUGGAUGCUUGGAUGACUGUAAGAACAGGGGCAGCACACGUGGAAGAAGUCUGGAGAGCAACGUGGUCCUGGGAACAUAACCCCUCCCAGGAAUUCCAUACAAUCUUAGGGGAAGGUGCUACACUAUGAACACCCAUACUUAAGGAGAGAAUUGAGUUCCACCUAUAGGGUGGAGGAUCUACAUAAAUUACUUGGAAUUCUGAGAUUUUUCUCUUCCCCAUUUAUUUAUUCAAACAUUCAUUUAUAUCAAUAUAAACUUAUGGAUAUUUAUUUUAUAGCUUAAGUAUUUUAUUUUGUUGAACAGUUUGUUCCAGCUGUGGCUAUUGGGAGCUCUUCAGUUGGCUUGUUUCCCUGUGACAUACUCUCUUUGAAGCAGGUAAUAGAGGAACACAGGCAGAAAAGAGUUCAGGGCUCCUGUGAGUUUUAAGGCCCUUGUAAGUUUCAAAAAAAGCUCCAAUUAAACUCAGCCAUUCAAAAACUUAGACCAAAGCUCUGAUUGGUUAUGCCCUGUGCAUAGGAAACACUGUACUUUCAGCCAGUCAGGAGUGGGUUGUGAUGUCAUCAGUUCAGUUCUCUACUUGGUGGGACUUCCUCCCCUCAGAAGGCAAUGUAAACCCCAGACCCCACAUUCCCUUGGAGCCCUUUCCUGAGUAUUAGGAGCUUUCUCUUUCCACUCAUUAGUAAGAGCUUUGCUGUUUGCUCUGACUAUUGUCUGCUGGCUUCAUUCUUCAUCAGUGGCCUCUGAGACACUAUCCUGGGGAAAAAAGCAGCAGCGUUCUCAGCCACUGAUAACUUUUGGGGGCUCGUUGGGAAUAUGCUUUGAAAGAUGGGUAAGUCAGAAUCUAAGGCCAUUUUGGUUACUACUACUCUGGGAUACAUCAAGAAGUGGAACACCUUUGACCUCCAAACCUUGAAGAAGAAGCAUAUGAUCUUCUGCACCUGUGCCUGGCCCAGCUACCAGCUGGAGAUGGAGAAAAAUGGUCACCUGAGGAAAGUAUUGAUUACAAUACUGCUUCACAACUAGACUUCCUGAGACAGAAGAAAUUAAUCUUCCACAAUACAGCCUGGCCCCUAAAUAGCAUUCUGAACUACUUGCCCUUAAGGUAUAUAUAAAAGCUGAGAUAACUUUCAAUCAGAUGAACUACAAAGAAAAGAAGCUGAUUUCCUUCUGUAAUGCCACUUGGUCUUAAUACAAACUGCCAAGCAGAGAAAAAUAGCCCCAAAAUGAGACCCUUAAUUACAACACCAUUUUGCAAUUGGAUAUUAGUAACUAGAAAAUCUUAUUAGUUUCUCUGUAUGUUUUUAUAUAUUACCCCCUGGAUAGUAUUGCUAAGCUUGUUUUGUGGCCAGUUAAGGCUGGAGGGAAAUGUGGGUUAAAACUCUAUUUUGAAGUUGAGUCCUAGCAAAUUGCUGCCAAUCCUCAUGAGAAUUACAGCCUAAAAUAACUGUGGCCAUUAUGUCUCAUAUAGACUAUAUAUGUGUAAAUGGAAGACAUUUUUCUACCUCUGGAUGUAUUGCUAAAAAAUGGUUUAAAGACAAGCACUUGUCAAAGUUGGACAUUCCAAAACUUUCAGAAAUUCUGUUAGUAAAUGUUCAGCAUUGAUGCUAAUUUAAGUUUAACUAAAACAGACAUGUCUUUAUGGUUAUCAACUGCCUAGGUUUACUUAGUCAUUGAAGUUAAUGUUAUUUGUUAGAUCUGUCAAAAAAAGAGGCUUGACUUUGAUGUUUAAUGAAGGCUUUGUGGGUAGUCUAGCAUGGUUGUUAAUAACAAAUGAACUAAGUAAGUGCAGAAAAUAAACUUUUUAAUAAUAAUGUGUGACAAUAGGUAUACCAAAAAACAGCUUGAAAAUCCUUUGUGGUAACCUGAAACCUUAAAGUUCUGCUAAGUAAUGAAUGCCAGUGUAACAGUUUACAAUUGCUUCUUAAUUUUCAUUGAGAAUUGGUGUUUCUAAGGGUUUUAAGUUCUAAUUAAGACUGCUUGAAAUAGUGAGGGAGACAUCUCUCUCUGCAUGCUAGAAAAGAUGUGUGUUUUGGUAGAGGAAGGAGUGAGGAACGGAAAUGCAUUUUUAUUGAGGGACAAGAAGGUAAUUUUGUCUUAAAGUGAAGCUCAUGAUUUAAAGAGGAAAAACUAUAUAAAGUUGUAAAAGGCAUGUGGAAGUAAAUAAAUAAAAUUUAAUAUCAA